Messenger RNA from Salvia miltiorrhiza (redroot sage), 3293 nucleotides. RefSeq names its product pentatricopeptide repeat-containing protein At5g16860-like. Gene Ontology annotation, biological process: RNA modification. The record is from RefSeq and is a predicted model, not a curated record. The coding region runs from base 62 to 2611 and encodes 849 amino acids. The transcript is spliced from 2 exons. Lineage: Eukaryota; Viridiplantae; Streptophyta; Magnoliopsida; Lamiales; Lamiaceae. Gene Ontology annotation, molecular function: zinc ion binding; RNA binding; protein binding.
AAUUUCAGUAACCAAUGUGCCCACCCCCUUCCCACCGGGCGCCGCUAUUUCUGUAGAUGGAAUGCUGUAUUCUUCAACCUUCCCGCCAAACUGCAGCAACCGCGCCGCCGCUCUCCGACCACUGCUUCCCAAACUCGGCUUCUCUUCUACCACAGCUCAUCACCGCGUCUCCUUAUCCGAGGACGAUCUCAUCCAACCACACACCACAGCACCCUCCCCCUCUGCGCAGCAACUCCUCUCCGAUUUCCUCUCCGAUGGAAGGCACUCCGACGUGCUCUCCGUCCUCCGCCUCACUCCGCCCUCCCGCUACCUCGUCUUCUACUGGAACAACCUCAUCAAGCGGAGCGUCUCGUUGCGGGAUAACAGGAACGUCCUCCACCUGUUCGACGAAAUGCGGCGCCUCCAAUGGAUGCCCGACGAGCAUACUUAUCCUUAUGCCCUCAAAGCAUGCGGAGACCUCUCUUCGUUGGCCGCGGGGACGUCGGUCCACGCGCUCGCACUCGUCUCCGGUUUCACUAAUUGCAAUGUGUUCGUAGACAACGCCACGAUUGCUAUGUAUGGCCGCUGCGGCGCGAGUGACAAAGCGCGCCAGUUGUUCGAUGAAAUGCUCGAGAGAGGCAUUUUUGAUACGGUCUCGUGGAACUCUAUUAUAUCCGUGUACGUGCAGAUUGGGGAUAGCAGAAAGGCUUUGAGGAUGUUUAAGAAGAUGGUUUCGAGAGGUGAUAUGUUGUUGCGGGCGGAUGCAGUGAGCUUGGUGAACAUUCUUCCUGCUUGUGCUUCUCUCAGAUUGCGGAGACAAGGGGCGGAGAUUCAUGCUUAUGCUGUAAGGAGAGGUUUGAUCGAGGAUGUCUUUGUGGGGAAUGCUGUUAUGGAUAUGUAUGCAAAGUGUGGUCUAAUAGACGACGCUAAGAAUUUGUUCGACAGGAUGGAGGUGAAGGAUGUGGUAUCUUGGAACGCGCUAGUGACCGGGUACUCUCAAAUUGGGAAGUUUGAUGAUGCUCUAGGGUUGUUUGAUAGAAUGAGGGAGAAGAAUAUUGAAUUGAACGUGGUGGCAUGGAGUGCUGUGAUUGCAGGAUACGCGCAGAGGGGUCUAGGUUACGAGGCUCUUAAUGUGUUCAAACAGAUGGUUGUCUCGGGAUCACAGCCAAACGCUGUUACCCUCGUCUCAGUUUUGUCGGGCUGUGCAGCAUGUGGUGCAUUGGAUUCGGGGAAAGAGACUCACUGUUAUGCCAUUAAACAAGUAUUGAACUUGGAAGGCAAUGACUCAGGGGAUGAUAUGAUGGUCAUCAAUGGUUUGAUUGACAUGUAUGCAAAAUGCAAGAACUUGAAAGUAGCUCAUGCCAUGUUUGAUUCGAUUGAGAUGAAAAAUAGGAGUGUGGUGACUUGGACGGCCUUGAUCGGAGGGUAUGCUCAACAUGGGGAAGCCAGUAGCGCCUUAGGACUUUUUACUGAAAUGCUAAGUGAUGGAUGCAAAAUGAUGCCAAAUGGUUUCACUAUAUCUUGUGCACUGGUAGCUUGUGCUCGUGUGGGUGCACUGAGGCUUGGUCGGGAAAUCCAUGCCUAUGCACUCCGCAAUAGAUAUGGGGAGGCUAUGAUAUUUAUCUCGAAUUGCCUAAUAGAUAUGUAUGCCAAAUCUGGGGAUGUAGAUGCAGCUCGAGCAGUGUUUGAUAACAUGAACCAGAAAAAUGCAGUCUCAUGGACGUCCAUGAUGACGGGAUAUGGAAUGCAUGGUCGUGGUGAGGAGGCUGUCCAAGUCUUCGAGAAGAUGAGGGCUUCCGGUCUACCAAUUGAUGGAGUGACUUUUGUGGUUUUACUCUAUUCGUGUAGCCACUCUGGGAUUGUUGACCAGGGUAUUCGUUACUUCAAUGACAUGAAGAAGGAUUUUGGAGUUGUUCCUGAAGCUGAACACUAUGCUUGCAUGGUUGAUCUGUUGGGCCGUGCUGGUCGCUUGGAUGACGCUAUGAAGCUAAUUAAUGAUAUGCCGAUGCAAGCAAACCCGAUUGUUUGGGUGUCGUUGCUUAGUUCUUGCAGGCUUCAUGGAAAUGUGGAGAUUGGGGAACAUGCAGUUAAUCAGUUAUUUGAGUUAAAAUUUGAAGUGGAUGGUUUGUAUACACUUCUCUCAAACAUAUAUGCCGGUGCUAAGCAAUGGAAGGAUGUUGCAAGGAUUCGACUGUUGAUGAAACGGGCGGGAAUCAGGAAGAGACCUGGUUGUAGUUGGGUGCAAGGGAGAAAUGGGACAGCAACCUUUUAUGUUGGGGACAAAUCUCAUCCAAUGGCUACAGAGAUAUAUGAUCUCCUUUAUGAUCUGAUCUAUCGUGCUAAAAUCAUGGGCUAUGUUCCCGAGACUAGCUUUGCACUUCAUGAUGUAGACGAUGAGGAGAAAGGCGAUCUUCUACUUGAACAUAGUGAGAAAUUGGCCCUUGCUUAUGGCAUUCUCACUACAUCACCUGGGAUGCCUAUAAGGAUUAUGAAGAACUUGCGUGUCUGCGGUGAUUGUCACACAGCCAUUAGCUACAUAUCAAGAAUAAUUGAACACGAUGUUAUACUCAGGGACUCAAGCCGCUUUCACCACUUCAAGAAUGGGUCCUGUUCCUGCAACGGAUAUUGGUGAAUGGAGAUUUCUAUCUCAAUGGUUCAUCCGUACGCCAUGUUAUCAAUUUCUUGAUGAAUGGCAUUUAGGUAUCAAGAUAUGCUUGACUGCCUCUACAUUGAAGGAGCAUCUGAAGUCCAUCAUAUAUCAAUACCUAAGGUGCUGGUUCUAAUUAUUUUCUAAACAGAUCUUGUAUUUUGUAUUUGAGCUGUUUUAGAAGCAAAAGUUUGGAAUCUCUAGUUUUUUGUUUUUAUUAUCAUUUUAUUCUUUUGCAGUCUUCAACGUUCACUUUAGAUGAUAGAGAUGUCUAAAGCCAUUGAUUUUAGGAUUAUCUAGUCUUCUUCUUCUUCUUUAACUGCAUCUGCAGAAGUCUCAAGAGAAAGCACACAUGCUGACAGGAAAACUCACACGCUCGUCAAAAAGCCUUCAGUUUUAGGCUACUGAGGGCAGGAUGCCUCGGUGCUGUUAAAAGUUCAUGGUAUAUUUCAUUUUAAUUAUAAACAGUUUGAAUAUGCAUUUCAUGAAUGAUUUGCAUUAGUGAAGUUGCUAGAUCAUUCACUUUGAACUUUAGAAUUCAGAAGGUCCAGUUGCUAGAUACACUGUGUUCUUUUUUGUUGCUUUUUUGAGAAAAAUUCAACACAUUCUUCAAUAUCAUGAUUGGGUCGAAAAGGCCAGAUCACGGCUUGAGAAAUAAAACAUUUUC